Centropristis striata (black sea bass) is the source of this 2112-nucleotide messenger RNA. RefSeq names its product mono-ADP ribosylhydrolase 1 (gene macrod1). The transcript is spliced from 10 exons. Lineage: Eukaryota; Metazoa; Chordata; Actinopteri; Perciformes; Serranidae. Gene Ontology annotation, cellular component: nucleoplasm. The record is from RefSeq and is a predicted model, not a curated record. Gene Ontology annotation, molecular function: ADP-ribosylglutamate-[protein] hydrolase activity. Gene Ontology annotation, biological process: DNA damage response; purine nucleoside metabolic process; peptidyl-glutamate ADP-deribosylation. Bases 303 to 1427 code for a protein of 374 amino acids.
UAGAGCAGCAAUUGUCAUAUUGUAGCACACUCUCGUUUUACUGGCAAUAUUACAAAACCUUAAAUAACGGCCUGGACAUCGUACGAAGGCGGAAUGGCAUGUUUUUUAAAAUGUACUAUUUAGUGACAGCUACCUGGAACCCCUUGUAAAUCGUACAUUCCACAUGUGAACGUCCAAAACAAAAAUGGCACAUGAGCACUAACUGGCGCUCAUCGUUUGUGUCGAAAACGAAACCUAACCACCGUGAGGCUGACAUUGAUCCCUGUAACACGAACUGUUAGCCCCCUCGCUGUCACACAGGCAUGGCAACGCAAAUAUCAGCUCUAUUUUCAUAUAUCAGAGCCCCACUGUGUGGUGGCCCUAUGUCCCGUGUCCGUGCUGACUUCCAGGGAGCCGGUGUCAAGUUCAAACACUUUUUAAGUGCUGGGAGCCCCCGGCUGGGAGCCAAGCCAGCAACCAGUCCUGCCCGCGGCCAUAUUAACGCUGCCCAACGAGCACAGAAGUUUUCAACAACAACAGCAGCAGCAGCACUUUGGAAGACCGGCCAAGCUUCCUCUUCUCCCCGGGGCAGCAGAGGUUGGGUGGGAAAGCUAGCCCUCGGUGUCGCCCUCGGAGUGAGCACAGCCGCGCUGGUCCAGUCUCUCCACACCGGGACAGUGACCGCCAUGGCCCGCAAAGUUAAGCUGGACUCCGCUGAGGGAGACUGGAAGCAGACGAAGGACUUCUUGCUGUCUCUGUCUGUGACGGACAGGCGCCAACACUACAGGACUUCUAACUUUGUGCCCUUGGACGACAUCUCUGUGUGGACUCCCACUGCAGUAUCAGAUGGUGCUGAAAAAACUACAAAGUACACGAGGAACAAGUUGUUGGACAAGAAGAUUUCCCUCUACAGCGGUGACAUCACCAUGCUGGAGAUAGACGCUAUCGUCAAUGCAGCCAACAAGACUCUGCUCGGCGGCGGUGGAGUGGACGGAGCGAUUCACCGCGCUGCAGGUCCGCUGCUAAAAAAGGAGUGUGCUUCCCUCCACGGCUGUGAGACUGGGGAGUCCAAGAUCAGUUGUGGCUACGGCCUCCCAGCAAAGUAUGUGAUCCACACCGUGGGGCCGAUCGCACAUGGAGGAGUGGGAGAGGAGGAGAAGAAAGCCUUGAGGUCGUGCUACGAGAACAGCCUGAUAACAGCCACCAAAAACGAGGCACGCACUGUGGCUUUCCCCUGCAUCUCCACUGGAAUCUACGGAUAUCCACCUGAGCAGGCUGUGCAAGUGGCGUUAGCAACUGUGAGAGAGUAUCUGGAUAAACAUCAUGACAAGCUGGACAGAGUCAUCUUCUGCGUGUUCUUGCCGACGGAUAAGGAGCUGUAUCUGAAGAACCUCCCACUCUACUUCCCUGCUGCUCCGACCGAGGCCACAGUGAAGAGUAAACUCUAAGGAAGUGGAUUUGCCAGAUUGUUGUGGAUACAAGCAGCUCCACUCAACAUCCAGAAUCCUCCUCACUGUCGUCGCAGAUCAAGACCUUCAGAGGGCAGAUUGCUUUUCUUUAAGUGCAUGCUGGCUCUUCUCUAGAUGCUGAUUAGUUCCUUUGUUUCUUCAGGAAUGCUUAAGUGGAUUGUCGUGAUGAAAGUGAGAAAUUAUACUGAUCAUUUUUGUUAAAAAAAAUGAAGCUUAAUGUGCACUCUAACUUGACCUUUAUUGUUUGUGAUCAGCAGUAACUUUGCACCAUGAGUUAUGUGCCCUGUGCUGUUUGAAUAUCGGGAAUCGUGUGUGUGUGUGUGUGUGUGUGUGUGAGUGUGUGUGUGUGUGUGUGUGUGUGUGUGUGGCUCCUGGUGUGUAUGAAUUGAUUAUUUCUUGGGAUGCCUCGCAUCAGAAUGUGAAGGAGUCAGACAGAGAGACUGUUUAUCCCUCUGAAAGUAAAUGAGUAGAUUUACUCAGGUAUCGUACUGAGGUAGUUGUACUGUACUUGAGUAUUUCUAUUUUACUUUUAUAUUACUUUAUUCUUCUUCUUCUUCAUCACAUUUCAGGGCAAAUAUCGUAACUUUCUACUGCAAUAAAUUUAUUUCAACCUUGUUGAUGCUAGUCAGAGACUUAAAAAAGAUUAAAAAGUGUGUUCAAAUCA